Messenger RNA from Helobdella robusta, 2733 nucleotides. RefSeq lists its product as hypothetical. The transcript has 23 exons. Gene Ontology annotation, cellular component: nuclear pore outer ring. The coding region runs from base 1 to 2376 and encodes 791 amino acids. The record is from RefSeq and is a predicted model, not a curated record. Gene Ontology annotation, biological process: transcription-dependent tethering of RNA polymerase II gene DNA at nuclear periphery; protein import into nucleus; poly(A)+ mRNA export from nucleus. Gene Ontology annotation, molecular function: structural constituent of nuclear pore. Lineage: Eukaryota; Metazoa; Annelida; Clitellata; Rhynchobdellida; Glossiphoniidae.
AUGGUAUUGUUUUCAGUUUUGAAAGAUGACGACAAUGAUGAUGAAAAUAAUAAUGAUAAUAACAGAAAGGCCAAAUUUGGAGUCGCCUACUUGAAUACCAAAUCAAAUGAGGAGCCUUCCAAUAUAUCAAAGAUCGUCGUCUCUGAAUACGAAAGCAGUAACCAGUUGAGAGAUAGGAUAAAGUUGUUGUGGCCGAAUAUCAACCAGCAUGUCUUUGGCUACUUCUAUAGUCCAAUUAAUAUCGUCUGUUUCAAAGACAAUGAGGAUGGCUCAUCUACAGCCGAGUCGGUACUCUUCGAAACUGUUGCAUCAGGCUGCUACCAGGGUAGGCCAUUGUUUUUGACCUAUCAUGGCUCUUUGGUCACUGUCGAAGAUGCCGUUGCUGUAGCCAAUCAGAGUAUCGCCGAGUCUUUGAUGAAAAGUAAAGCCUUCUGCAAUCUUGAUACUUCGAUCGUAGGCUCCGCCUCCCUCGAUCAGAUCAGCCAAUUGUAUUCCAGCGAUGACCUACUGAGCAAGUUCAAGGCCAUAUUUAUAAAUAGCAUGAUCUCCAAUAAUAGUUUAAACAACACAAAGAUAACUUCUGAGACAAUCCUCUCGCAAUUAUUCCCCGACUGCAAGACUGUCCCCAAAAAAAGACAGCAAAUAAGAGAGCUCGUCGUCGAGUUGAGUCUUCAGAUGAUUGACGAUUUUCCCAAAUCUGAUCCAAGAUGGCGCGAGAAUAUGUCCAAUGUUAAUGAUGUCACUAAGUUGUCGAGUGGCUCGGUUAUAUUAGGGAAUCAACUGCACGACAAAAUGGUCGGACACCAAUCCUUCAUUAAGUUUCUAAAAACUUCAGGAUUGUGGAGUUUGCUGUCCAAAGAUGAUGAUGAUGAUAACGCCACAGAUGAUGAUGAUGAUGGUGAUGUUAUGAAUGAUGAUGACGACGACGACGAUGAUGAUGAUAGUGCCAGAUCUGUACUGCUGGAACAUGCGCAAAAACUGGUAUUCAUAAUUACCCUGAGGGAGUUACACGUUACGACCAAUGACGUCAUAGAUCAGGCCAUAGAUAUAUGCCUGACCAAUCGCAGAGGUCAAAGAAGUUCGAAAAGUUUCACUCUGACUCCUGUCGACUUGUUCUAUAGGGAGGUUUCGAAGGUUCAUGAAAUCUUCAAAGCAAUCACGAUGGCAGAGGAUGAAUUCGUCAAGUCAUCGGGUGCGGAGGAUGGCGGCAAUGAGCAGUGCCUGAAUUUCGUCGAUACGGCCACUAAUAUCUUCAAAACGUUACUAGAGAAAGUGUUUCAAAUGAGUAGUAACAGCAGCAGCAGCAGUAGGAAAGCCACGGACGGCACCACCAUCGCUACAGCCACCACAAACAAAAUAUUUGGUAGCAGCAGUAACAGUAUUAGUAAUAGUAGUAAUAAAAAAAAGAAUAAUAAAAAGUUAAAGAUUCCUUGGACCGCAGUUGAAUAUGAGCAGUACGAGCGAGCGAUGUCAUUGGCUGAGAAAUAUUAUGACCACGCCCUUCUCGUCAAGAUCUGCGAUCUGAUUGGUGAUGACGUCAGGCUGGAUGAGUACAUGGAGAGAUUUGCCGAUCAGGGUUUUCCAGAAGCUGCAUUCAAAUGGUUUUGUGAAACAGGUAAAAAGAGUAAAUUAUUCGGGGAGAGCAUGCUUUCGAACCCGAGACUGAAGCCAUUCAUGGACGAACCGGAGAAUAAACAUUUUAGCUGGGUCUACUAUGCGAAAAUAAAAAAUUACGAGAGGGCCCAUGAAUUAACAUUUGAACUGGCCUGCCAGGAGAAAGAUAAUGUAGCCAAGAAAAAGACUUUGUUCAGUUUUGCGAAGUUAUAUGCAACUCUGAUUCUCGGAAAUCCAAAGACUCCAAAUAAGGAUGAUGAUAUCGCUGAUGAUGAUGAUGAUGACGACGACGACGAAGGCGAUGAUGAUUAUGUAAUCGAGAACAACCUGGAUCUUAUACUUCACCAGGAACAACUGUUUGAAAAUAAUUUCGUCAAAGAGUACUUAUCGCUGGAUGGCUGCCAGGAUGUCAUCAGAGUUUACAGCCCGGUCGAUUUAAUAGAAUUACUCGUAAGCAGUAGGAAUGUGGAAGCGGACGAGUUUGAUUUCAAGAAGGCGUUGGAUCUGUUGAAAUAUUGCUCGAACGACGAUCCGGAUAGGAGGAAAGAUGAUAUCAUGGUUGAUAUAUGGAGCAAGGCUAUAUUGAAAAAAGGCUGGCCAAUAGAAGAGCUCCUACCAACUUCAGAGGAAUUACUCUCUCAGACUAACACGCGAUUGGCCGAUCUCUCGACCAAUCCUGAGUUCCGUUGUAAAGUAAUGAUGGCCUAUGAAUACAUCGGGAAAUAUUAUGCCGGCGGGAAUAUUCUUACAGAAAUUUCGUGAAAUGAUUUGUAAUAAUAAUAAUAAUAAUAAUAACAAUUUCUAUCAUUAUUAUUUUAUUAUUAUUAUUGAUUUUAUUGAUUUGGUAAGUGGUCUGCCAUGAGGUAAGAUGUUCUUACUGAAAGACAUCUCUACUACUACUACUCAAUUACAUCUGACCCAUUCAUAGCUUUAAUAAUAACACUAUCAUUAUUGUUGUUAUUAUUAGUGUUAUUAUUAUUAUUAGUGUUAUUAUUUUGGAUAAUUUAUGUAGCGCAAUUUAAUAGAACCCGAUGCGACGAUAUUUAGAAAGCAAGGAAUUAUUGAAACGACAAAAUUUAUUUAACGAUGAAAAAAAAUAUAUAUAGAUACAUAUUGCAA